Messenger RNA from Chara braunii, 1743 nucleotides. The record is from the annotation of a GenBank genome assembly. NCBI's taxonomy places the organism in Eukaryota, Viridiplantae, Streptophyta, Charophyceae, Charales, Characeae.
CCAACACUCUCGUUCUCAAAACGAAGUGUGGACAGACGUAUUGCAUACCUUUCAUAGGUACCACUGCGACACCACGCCCCGAUCCUCCUCCCCCGGAGCCUUCCGUGCCCAUACCAUCUCCUUUCAUCACUGUCAGCUCGCCUCGGCAGUUCUCCCACUUCAUCCAAUAGGACGACGUCACCUUCUUUAUGGUGGACGUGAUGGAUCUCUUACACUAUGAUCCACCCUGUCCCGACGUCCAGCUCAUCCAUCUGGAGCCAGAUCCUCCUUCUAUCUCCAUGCCUCCCAUCUCUACUUCCGUUCCUCCGCCGUCCGUCGAGUUCACUCCGCCGUCGCGCGCUGACGCUGACGCUGAGGAGCUCGCACGAUAUACGGCUGACCUGGAGCCCGCAGUUCGUGACCUCAUCCGAGAGUACUACGACGUUUUCCCAUCGUCGUUCUCGUACGCCGGCAUCCCACCGAUGCGUGACGUCGAGCACUCCAUUCAGCUYGUGCCUGACUAUCRUGUUCACCACCAGGCACCCUACWGACUCUCGAUCCMCGAGGCCACCGAACUCAAGCGUCAGCUUGAGGAGCUCCUGAGACUGGGUUUCAUUAAACCCAGCAACUCCCCGUGGGGUGCACCCUUCCUCUUUGCUCGCAAAGCGGAUGAAACUCUUCGUUUCUGCAUCGACUACCGUGGUCUCAACCGCUACACGGUUAAGAACAGCUACCCCAUGCCUCGUUCCGAUGAGUUGUUCGACCGCCUAGCAGGCAACCGCUUCUUUACGAAGAUCCAUCUUCGUAGCGGUUACCAUCAGAUCCGCGUCGCUGCAGCCGACCAGCCGAAGACCGUGUUCCGAUCGCGAUUCGGCUACUACGAGUUCACAGUGAUGCCAUUCGGCCUCACCAUCGCACCCGUUACCUUCCAGAGGGCGAUGAACAACAUCUUCACGGACAUCCUGAAGCAGUACGUUCUCGUCUACCUCGACGAUAUCUUGGUCUAUAGUCGUACCCUUGAGGAGCACCUAAGACACCUCCGCGACGUCCUUGACCACUUGCGCAGACAUGGCUUCUACGCCAAGCUGAGCAAGUGCCGCUUUGCCCAGCACAAAGUGGAUUUCUUAGACACUACGUGUCUGACCAGGCUACGUGUCCGAGCAGUAGCAGAGUUCCAUGACCAGGCAACUGCCGAUCAUAUGGGCUUCCACAAGACGUUGGCUCGUGUGAGCCGCCUGUACGUCUGGCCGAACCGCAAGGACUUUGUGAAGGACUACGUCGCAGAGUGUCCCACCUGUCAGGAGGUGAACAGUGCGAACCACCUACCUUAUGGUUUGCUCCAGCCUCUUCCUAUCCCUGAGGGUCGUUGGCAGUCCAUCUCGAUCAACUUUAUCGGUCCUCUUCGUCCUCCGACCCCUCGCGUUCAUGAUGCUAUCCUGGUCAUCGUCGAACGCUUCACGAAGCGUGCACGCUUUCUUCCGUGCCGCUAUGCUUUCAGUGCACGUGAGGUCGCCGACAUCGUGUUUGACCGAGUCGUGCGUGACCAUGGCUUACCUCUCAGCAUCAUAUCUGACCGUGACCCUCGCUUUACCAGCCGAUUCUCGCGACGGCUCCACGAGGUAUACGACACUCAGCUCCGCUUCUCCUCGUCUUACCAUCCUCAGACUGAUGGUCAGACCGAGAUCACGAACAGGACUCUCGGAGAUAUUCUCCGAAAGAUUGUUCGUGACGACCAGCAGUAGGACCUCCAUCUUGCCCACGCGG